This is a messenger RNA of Ylistrum balloti, 630 nucleotides long. RefSeq names its product snake venom metalloprotease inhibitor 02A10-like. Bases 1 to 630 code for a protein of 209 amino acids. The transcript has 2 exons. NCBI's taxonomy places the organism in Eukaryota, Metazoa, Mollusca, Bivalvia, Pectinida, Pectinidae. The record is from RefSeq and is a predicted model, not a curated record.
AUGUCUUAUCACUACAGGUGUUUCCAAUCAGAAUUGUCCUGUCACAACAGGAGUCUCCAGUCAGACGUCACCUACCACAUCAGGAGUCUCCGAUCAGGACUGCCCUAUCACAACAGGAGUCUCCAAUCAGGAGUGUCCUAUUACAACAGGAUUCUCCAAUCAGGGGCGACAUUCUACAUCAGGAGUGACCUACCACAACAGGAGUCUCAAAUCAGGAGUGACCUGCCACAACAGGAGUCUCCAAUCAGGUUUGACCUACCACAACAGGAGUCUCCAAUCAGGAGUGUCCUACCACUACACGAGUCUCAAAUCAGGAGUGACCUACCACACCAUGAGUCUCCAAUCAGGAGUGACCUACCACAACAUGAGUCUCCAAUCAUGGUUGACCUACCACAACAUGAGUCUCCAACCAGGGUUGACCUACCACAACAUGAGUCUCCAAUCAGGAGUGUCCUGUCACAACAGGAGUCUCCAAUCAGGGGCGACCUUCUACAUCAGGAGUCUCCAAUCAGGAGUGACCUGCUAAAACAGGAAUCUCCAAAAAUGGGUGACCUUCUACAACAGCAAUCUCCAAUCAGGAGUGUCCUAUCACAACAGGAGUCUCCAAUCAGGAGUCUCCAAUCAGGAUGA